Molecule: messenger RNA, 2838 nt
Organism: Chenopodium quinoa (quinoa)
Lineage: Eukaryota; Viridiplantae; Streptophyta; Magnoliopsida; Caryophyllales; Amaranthaceae
Product: G-type lectin S-receptor-like serine/threonine-protein kinase At2g19130
Exons: 1
Coding region: 341-2737 (798 amino acids)
Biological process (GO): recognition of pollen; protein phosphorylation
Molecular function (GO): protein serine/threonine kinase activity; ATP binding
Source: RefSeq, a predicted model, not a curated record
GUAGAUGAUGUUUCGUAAUUAAAUUAAAGCACAUAUAAAUUUUUAAAGGAUGAAAGAAAUACAAAACUUAAUAUCACUCUAAUAAGUCUAAACUUAUUAAUUCUCCAAGAUUAUUAAACCCAAUAUCAAAUUAAUAAAUACUCUGUAGUACCAAGUUGUCAAUAAAAAUUUAAAUAUUUAAUUUAUGCCAUUAUUGAAAAAAGUCAAUGGUCCACUGUCAAAUGUCAAAUAAAUACCAAUAAUUCAAAUGAUAGCAGCCAUAAAAACACCCUCCACCACUCACACCUCAAACACCUCCAAAAUCCCAAACAAUUCCUCCCAAAAAUAAAAACAAAAAACAAUGAAAUUCCAUUUAAUUCUCUUUAAUUUCCUAAUAAUCAACCUUCUAACAUCUUCACCAUCUUCCUCUGCUCAAUCUCUCUCCACUUUCACCUCCUCAAACUCCCCAUGGCAACCAUCUCAGAACAAAACCCUUGUCUCCCCUCGCUCGGCUUUCGCAGCCGGUUUUCGACAUUUCCCGGGUUCUUCAAACCUGUACACAUUCUCGAUAUGGUAUAACAACAUAUCUGAUCAAACCAUAGUUUGGUCUGCCAACUGGGCUAUCCCUGUUCAAGCUUCGGCUUCCUUGAACAUCACUUCUAAUGGUCAGCUUCGGCUAACCAACGGCUCUUCUGGGCCCACAAUAUGGUCAACCCCAACUUCAGUGAGCUCCAACUCCACCGGAUUGAUUCUCACGGAUGAUGGGAAUUUGAUGCUUGGUUCUUGGCAGAGUUUUGAUCAUCCAACUGAUACUUUUCUUCCUAAUCAAACUUUUGGAAACGACACCGUUUUGGUUUCUAGAAAUGGGAAAUUUAGCUUUAACGGGUCAAGUUUGGUUUUUAACGGGUCGGAUUCGUAUUGGACUGCAGCUAAUUCGUUUGUGAGUUUUGGUGUUGAUGGGUUAGUCCAACAUAAUGGUGGGAAUCCGAUUAUUUUGGCGGAUUUCGGGCAGAAUCGAACCCGAAGACUUACCUUGGGUGAUGAUGGGAACCUUCGUUUCUUUAGUUUUGACCCGGAUAAGCACUCAUGGGCUAUUGUUUGGGUGGCUGUACUUGAGAUUUGUCGAAUACAUGGUUUAUGUGGGCCGGGUUAUAUUUGUUUUAGUAAUGGAUUAACGUUAUCGGGUUAUGAAUGCGUGUGCCCGCCGGGUUUUAGGCGGAGCACCGGGUCGGACUCGUGUGUGAGAAAGAAUCCGAUUAUUGAUAUGGGUAAAAGCAAGUUUUUAAGGCUUGAUUAUGUUAAUUACUCGGGCGGGUCGAAUCAAACUAGCAUAAAUACACUUAACUUGGCUAAUUGUAGGUCCAAGUGUAGGUUAAAUCAAAGAUGCCUCGGGUUCGGGUUUAAGUAUGAUAUGUUUGGCUAUUGUGUGCUCCAACUUGAUAGACUCUUAAACGGGUAUUGGUCUCCGGGUACGGAGAUGACCUUUUAUCUUAGAGUGGACUACUCAGAAACUGACCCAAGUAAUUUUACGGGUAUGUCGGAGGUACUAAAUACUACGUGCCCGAUCCAAUUUAGUUUGCCGGAUCCUUCUGCAGAGUCCGAUAGGACGACCCGAAACAUAAUAAUCAUAACCAUCUUAUUUACCACUGAAAUUGCUGGUGCAGGACUCUUGUUUUGGGCCUUCUUAAAGAGAUAUGUGAAGUAUCGAGAUAUGGCCCAAACACUUGGGCUUGGGCUAUUGCCCACAUCUGGGCCCAAAAGGUUUAGUUAUGCUGAAAUAAAAUUAGCAACAAAAGAUUUCUCUGAGGAAAACAUCAUAGGAAAAGGUGGCUUUAGUGAUGUAUACAUAGGAAAGUUGCAAGAUAGUCGUCCGGUGGCUGUUAAGUGCUUGAAAAAUGUCACUGGUGGUGACGCCGAGUUUUGGGGUGAGGUGACUAUCAUAGCGCGUAUGCACCACCUUAAUUUGGUUCGUUUAUGGGGCUUUUGUAACGAGAAGGGUCGUAGGAUUUUGGUCUAUGAACAUGUUCCUAAUGGAUCACUCGAUAAGUAUCUCUUUAGAUCAAGUCACAAUGUGUCUGAUGGUAUAGACACUACAAAUGAGACAGAAGCAAUGAUCGGUCUCAAACAAAAGCCGAUACUAGAUUGGAAUAUAAGGUAUAGGAUUGCUCUUGGAGUGGCAAGAGCAAUUGCUUACCUACAUGAAGAGUGUCUAGAAUGGGUCUUACAUUGCGAUAUCAAGCCAGAGAAUAUACUUUUAGGGGAUGAUUUUUGCCCCAAGGUUGCGGAUUUUGGGCUGUCUAAACUGAAGAAGAAGGAGCAGAUUGUAACCAAGUCAAGGAUUCGUGGCACACGAGGCUACCUAGCGCCUGAAUGGGUGAAGAAUGACUCAAUCACAUCUAAAGUUGAUGUGUUUAGUUUUGGCAUGGUACUUUUGGAAAUUGUGACUGGGGCAAGGAAUCUAAUUCAAGGACCUUCCGCUGUUGCAAGUGAAGAAUGGUAUUUGCCACAUUGGGCAUUUGAAAUGGCAAUCGAAGAAAGGAGGAUGGAGGAAAUUUUGGAUUGUCAAAUUAAACAUGCUUAUGAUGAUAAGGUGCACUUCAAAUUGAUCGACCGAAUGGUGAAGACAGCAAUGUGGUGUGUUCAAGAGAGGGCGGAGAUGAGACCAUCCAUGGGAAAGGUUGCUAAAAUGCUCGAAGGCACUGUGGAAAUCAUGGAACCACCAAAACCAACAAUUUUCUUCAUAGCAGGGGAUAAUUGAGCAAUGAAAAUAUGUAAAUAGUUAAAUACUCUUUCCAAAGAUAUUGUAAAAUCAUUAUUUUGUUGAAGCACAGCUUAAAUUGUUUGUUUGUAUUAUCUUAA